This is a messenger RNA of Electrophorus electricus (electric eel), 2998 nucleotides long. It is a transcript of the gene ptbp1a, whose product is annotated as polypyrimidine tract binding protein 1a. Gene Ontology annotation, biological process: mRNA processing. The record is from RefSeq and is a predicted model, not a curated record. Lineage: Eukaryota; Metazoa; Chordata; Actinopteri; Gymnotiformes; Gymnotidae. Gene Ontology annotation, molecular function: RNA binding. Gene Ontology annotation, cellular component: nucleus.
UUAUAAGAAAUUCAAGCGAUUCUACACUUCCCGACUACGCGAACCUGUAGUUUUGUGUAGUGCCAUGGACGGACGUUUAGAGACGGAUUUGUAUCCUUUGGGAUCCAGCUACGUCGCCGAUAUAGAUAGUGUCCAUGAUAUAACUGUUGGCACAAAGAGGGGAUCUGACGAACUCUUUUCCUCCUGCUUAUCUAACGGGCCAUAUAUCAUGAGCUCAGGAGCAGCAAAUGGUAAUGACAGCAAAAAGUUCAAAGGUGACAUCAGGAGCCCAGGCAUUCCAUCUCGAGUUGUCCAUGUCCGUAAAUUACCGAAUGACAUAAAUGAAGCAGAAGUGAUUUCCUUGGGGCUGCCCUUCGGCAAAGUGACCAACCUACUGAUGCUCAAGGGGAAAAACCAGGCUUUCCUAGAGAUGAACACAGAAGAAUCUGCACAGACGAUGGUGAGCUACUACUCCUCAGUCACGCCUGUUAUCCGAAACCACCCAGUCUUCAUGCAGUACUCCAAUCACAAGGAGCUGAAGACAGACAACUCCCCUAACCAAGUGAGGGCACAGGCAGCACUGCAGGCAGUAAAUGCGGUCCAGACAGGCAGCAUGUCGAUGGGGAGUGUGGAUGGAGGUGGUUCAGGAAACCAGAGCCCUGUGCUAAGAGUCAUUGUGGAAAACCUCUUCUACCCAGUCACUCUGGAUGUUCUGCACCAGAUCUUUUCCAAGUUUGGCACUGUGCUGAAGAUCAUAACCUUUACCAAAAACAGCCAGUUCCAGGCUCUUGUGCAGUACUCUGAUGCCAUGACUGCUCAGCAUGCCAAGCUGUCUUUAGAUGGGCAGAACAUCUACAAUGCCUGCUGCACCCUGCGCAUCAGCUUCUCCAAACUGACCAGCCUCAAUGUGAAGUACAACAACGACAAGAGCAGAGACUACACUCGGCCAGACCUGCCCUCUGGAGACAGUCAGCCCUCGCUCGACCCACAGGCCAUGGCUGCCACUGCCUUUACAGCAGCUCCUGGUAUCAUCUCCGCAGCCCCCUAUGCCAGUGCUCAUGGCUUCCCACCUGCAUUUGCCAUCCAGCAGGCAGCAGGUCUGUCCCUACCAGCCAUGCCUGCUAGUGCUCUGGCCUCACUGGGUGUCCCAGGUGCUGCCGCAGCAGCUGCUGCGGCUGCUGCAGCCGGCCGCCUUGGCCUGACCAGCCUGGGAGCCGGAGGACACAGCGUUCUGCUGGUCAGCAACCUGCACCCAGAGAGCGUUACGCCCCAAUGCCUCUUUAUUCUUUUCGGUGUGUAUGGUGAUGUCAUGAGAGUGAAGAUCCUCUUUAACAAGAAAGAGAAUGCCCUGGUGCAGAUGGCUGAUGGAACACAAGCCCAGUUGGCUAUGAGCCACCUGAAUGGGCAGAAACUGCAUGGAAAGUCCCUGCGCAUCACCCUGUCCAAACACACCACAGUGCAGCUUCCACGUGAGGGCCAUGAAGACCAAGGCCUCACCAAGGACUUCAGCAACUCUCCCCUGCACCGCUUCAAGAAGCCUGGCUCCAAAAACUACUCCAACAUCUUCCCUCCCUCGUCUACCCUGCACCUCUCCAACAUCCCACCUUCAGUUGGCGAAGAAGAUCUUAAAGGGCUGUUUAGAAGUUCAGGGGCAACGGUUAAGGCUUUCAAGUUUUUCCAGAAAGACCACAAGAUGGCACUCAUUCAGAUGGGCUCAGUAGAGGAGGCAAUCGCAUCGCUGAUUGAGUUUCACAAUCAUGACCUUGGAGAGAGUCAUCACCUUAGAGUGUCCUUCUCCAAGUCCACCAUCUGAGGAAGGGCUUAGUUAAGGGCUUGUAAUGUAGAGAAGAGGGUGAAAAGACUGUCACUUUAGACCAAACAUAAACCUUCCACAAUGUAUGCUGUGGAUUUUCCACAAAACACACUUCAUCAUUCCUUACCUUAUAUCUUUAUUCACAAGUAUGCUUGUCUAAGAUGAAUACUCUAGUAGACCAGAAGAGACCCAGAAAACCCAAUAUUUUUGUUUUGGUUUCAAGGUUUUGUUUUGGAGUAUUUUGUUUCACUCAGACUGUGUAGACACAAGCACUGGUGCAUACCAGGUCAUGGUUUGUGGGGAUUCUGAGAAAUGGUCUUGCUUUGGGUCAUAGAAUUGUCUAGUUUAUACUAUGUGCCUGUGAGGGGAACCAAUACAGUUUCAGGUUUGUCCACCUGAAUUUUUGUACCACUUUUGUUCUGGUACCUUCACACAUUGCCACCCCCCCUUUUUUCCCCUUUGCCUUGCAAUGCUGUGCCUUAAGUGGUGUUUGAAAUGCAUCUUCAUCUGCUGUUUGGCCUCAGUGCUAGCCCUGACUUUUUUGGGGGGGUGGGGGGGGUCUUAUUUGAACAUAAACCCAUUAACUGUUCUACAAAUACAUAUCAGAUCUAGCUUUUUUUUUUUAUACCCCUCAGUUUUAUUGUAUGAGACACAGCUUCACAUGGCUGACUUCUAAAUCACUCUCCUGUUUUCUAAGCUUUUUUUUCCAUGAUAGUUACUCUAUAUAUAAGGUUCCUUAUCUAAUGUAAAAAUGUAUUCCUCUUUAGCUAGUUUCAGUCUGUUUGAGGUUUUUUUUUUUUUUUUUUUAUAUGCACACUUUUUGUAUUGAUUCUAUACUGUAAGAUCUAUUUGGGCAUUGUCCCACCACAAUCACUGUGCCUUAGCUAGCUUUGUCUCCAUUGUGUUUGGAGACCAGUUACUACUUUUCUCUUUAGUUGCCUUCAGUGGUUCUGCAGUGUAUUUGUACAGGGGUCUGUACAAUACCGAUGCAUGCUAGCAUACUUCCACAACAGGCCUUAUAACCGGGUUUUUCUUUACCUGGAAGCUUUUGUCCAAAUUUAAAAUAAGGCAAGAAAAGGGCAUUGUGGUUGCCCUUUGUCAAUGUAGACACUUCAGUAGUCAAAUAUUUUUUUGGCUGUUCAUACUUGAUGAGGACAGUUUUGCUUAUGUAGCAAAUGUCCCCCCCCCCCCCCCCCCCCCCCCCCC